AUGGAUGGCUUAGGGUCUCUGUGCCCAACAACGACGCCGACCGCGACGGACCAUCUGCCAUCCCAGUGCUAUCCACCGCUGACUACCAUGGAGAGAGACCGCCCUGCCUCACCGCCACCGCCCAAGGAAAAGACUGUCCCUCCGUCGCCUCCUGGCGUUAUUCGAGACUCGAUACGAAGCGUGGCCUACACGCGCGUUGGAUUCCUCGGAGAGGGUGGCUUUGCCCGUGUCUAUGAAGUACUCGACGCACGCGGUGGCCGUCACGCGAUCAAGUGCGUCGCCAAAUCAUCCCUCAAGAGCAAGAAGAGCAGGACCAAGCUCUACGCAGAAAUAAAGCUCCAUCGCGCUCUCCAGCAUCCCAAUAUCGUUGGAUUCGAAGAGUGCUUUGAAGACGAUGACAACGUUUACAUGACCCUUGAGCUCUGCGAGGUCGGGAGUAUGAUGGACAUGCUCCGUCGUCGGAAACGAUAUACCGAGCCCGAAGCACGUUUUUUCUUAAUCCAGGUCAUCGGCGCCUGUCAAUAUAUGCACUCCCACCAGGUCAUCCAUCGUGAUCUCAAGCUUGGAAACUUAUUCCUUGACCGAGAGAUGAACGUUAAAGUCGGUGACUUUGGUUUGGCCGCCUUGAUUGAGAAGCCAGGCGAACGCAAAAAUUUCGAAGUAGACACAUGGUCCAUCGGGGUUAUCUUGUAUACACUUGUAGUUGGCAAACCUCCCUUUCAAACCAAAGACGUCAAAACCAUCUACAAACGCAUCCGCGACAACCAAUACGAGUUUCCACCCGAACGACCCAUCUCGCCCGACGCCCAAAACCUCAUCUCGGCCAUCCUCACGCCCAUACCAGAGGAACGUCCGAGCCUGAUCGAGAUUCUCGAGCACCCGUUUUUCACGCAAGGCAUCGUCCCUUCGCACAUCCCCAUCUCGGCCCAGGACGUCGCCCCCUCGUUUAGGAAUGUGUCCAGGUCCGCGUCGAGGGCGAACUUGAGGCGAUUGCGCGCGUUGGCGGGUGUACCCGAGGACGACGACCCAAGCGUCUCGAUGAACACGUCCAUCGCGCCCGAGAGGAGGGGUAUCAAGACUAGCAUGGCUCCCUCGGCCGUGCAGCAAGAGCGCGAAUUCCAAAAGGUCAUCAACCCGGGAAGUCCUAUUUCCGCGCUCCUCAGUUCGGCCCGCCAACCCUUGCUCGUCGCCCCCCAUCUGGACGGAUCGACACCGGGCCAAACGCAUACGGGCCGUGCACGCGAGCAGCCGUUGUACCGCAAGUUGGCGGCUGCUGCUGCUGCCCAGGGUACCGGCGCGUCAUCGGUAAACGCAAACGGUCGCGGAGGAAGCGGGCUCAGGCCGUUGCAGGAAGAACAAGAACAAGACGACCUCGUCCCGAUGCGGAACAAUCGCGAGCUCGAGUCGCUCAAGGCGCGGAUCGUGGCGCAGAUGGCCGCUGGAGAGAGGGAAGAGGGAGCAGAGGAAGAAGAGUUUGUGAAUGCGGGCGAGGUCGAAGCUGAUGCGGAGAUGGACGGACUGGUUGCACGGGUCGGGGAAGCAAGACUUGAGAAUGGUAGUGGUAGUGGUGGCGGCGCUGGUGGUAGCGCGAGCGGCGCGGCGGAAGAGAAAAAGCGGUCGAGCGGAAAGGAAAAGAUGAGCAUUGCGCCGAUUUUGCCCAGUGGUACGAGGGACGAUGUGGAUGCAGUUAUGGAAGGAGCAGAGGGGCGAGCGAAUACGUUUGAUGCAGUCGCAUUGACGUUGGCUGCCGCAUUUGCGGGCAAGGAUGCUGGAAAGGUGUGGCGGGAUCCUGCGCUGGACACUGGAUUGACGCGACCCAGAGUUUUCAUCGUUUCGUGGGUCGAUUAUUGUAACAAGUACGGAAUGGGAUACGCACUGGCCGACGGCUCAGUCGGUGUUCACUUUAAUGAUAGCACAUCUAUCGUGCUAGCUCCUAACAAAAUCAACCUAGACUAUAUCUCCUCCCGACGAAACGGCACCAUCUACGUGCGCAAAAACUAUACGAUGCGCGAACAUCCCGAAGAUCUGAAAUCCAAAGUCUACCUCUUGCGACAUUUCGAAAAAUACAUGAUGGAGCGGCUGUACGGUGACCCAGAAUACGCGUUUGAAGACGUCGAGCGAACCAAAGGGAUGGAUUUUGUUCAAAAGUAUUUGAGGAUGAAGCAUGUGAUCGUAUUCAAGAUGAGCCACGAAGUCUUGCAGUUCAACUUUUACGACCACUCGAAGCUCAUCCUGGGCUCACAAGGCCACUCAAUCACACACAUUGACAAGCACUAUACGAUCACGCAUUAUACCCUCUCUGGCGUGAUGGCACGGGUCGUAGCAGGCGACUGGGCUGAUGCGGCCGAAAAGAAAUUCUACGAUCGGCUGUUGAGUAAGCUCAAGUAUUCGCGGGACGUGUUGCAGUCCAUCCGGCGGUCGACGGCCAAUGCAGGCUCUGGAGGGGCCGAGCCCGGCGAUGGAGAGUAA
This is a messenger RNA of Rhizoctonia solani, 2469 nucleotides long. Its product is annotated as Serine/threonine-protein kinase. The coding region runs from base 1 to 2469 and encodes 822 amino acids. Gene Ontology annotation, biological process: mitotic cell cycle; regulation of cytokinesis; protein phosphorylation. Gene Ontology annotation, molecular function: protein kinase activity; ATP binding; protein binding. NCBI's taxonomy places the organism in Eukaryota, Fungi, Basidiomycota, Agaricomycetes, Cantharellales, Ceratobasidiaceae. Gene Ontology annotation, cellular component: nucleus; cytoplasm; spindle pole. The transcript is spliced from 8 exons. The record is from RefSeq and is a predicted model, not a curated record.